GUGUCCUUUCCCGUCUGGCAACCGUGGGCAGCUACUUCCGGGUGUUGGCCAGCUUGACGAUUGCCUGGCGUCCAUAAACCUCCACGGGACAACUUUGACGUCUUCUGACAAGAUGGCCGACCGCUGUGACGGCGAUGCCAAAGGCGCGUUCGGCGGACACGCCUUUCAUUUCGCCGAAACCAACCGCGACAGAAUAUACAUGGACUACAACGCCACCACGCCGCUGGAACCAGAGGUGAUGCAGGCUAUUUGCGAGGCCCUGCAGGACGCUUGGGGCAACCCCAGCAGCAGCUACGAAGCAGGCGUCAAAGCGAAGGCCAUCAUCAAGCAGGCCAGAGAGAACGUGGCGAGGAUGGUCGGCGGCAAAGCAGAGGACAUCAUCUUCACGUCGGGAGGAACCGAGGCCAACAACAUGGUGCUGCACACCGCCAUGGAACAUUUCACCCGCCACCAGGACGGGAACCUUCCACACGUCAUCACCUCCAACGUGGAGCACGACUCGGUGAAACUGGUGGCUGAGCGCCUGCAGAGGGACGGCAAGGCGGAUGUGACCUUUGUGCCCGUUUCCACGGCGACGGGACGCGUGGAGGUGGACGAUGUCCUGGCGGCUGUGCGCCCCAACACUUGCCUGGUGUCCAUCAUGCUGGCCAACAACGAGACGGGCGUCAUCAUGCCGGUGCGUGAAGUGUGCCAGAGAGUCCAGGUUCUGAACCAGCGAAGGCACGUGAGAAUCCUGCGUCACACUGACGCUGCUCAGGCUGUGGGCAAGAUCCCCGUGGACGUGUCUGAUCUGGGCGUGGACUACCUCACCAUCGUGGGUCACAAGUUUUACGCGCCGAGGAUCGCUGCCUUGUUUGUCAAGGGCCCCGGGGCCACCACGCCGCUCUACCCCAUGCUCUUUGGCGGCGGACAGGAGAGGAACUUUAGACCGGGCACUGAAAACACACCAAUGAUUGCUGGACUGGGGAAGGCUGCAGAGCUGGUGACCAAUCACGGUGCAGCUUAUGAGCGUCACAUGCUGGAUACAAAAGAGCACCUGGAGGAGCGUCUGAAGGCCACUUUUAAAGGCAAGCUGCACUUCAACAGCCAUUUUGCGGGCUCCGAGUGCCUUCCCAACACGUGCAACGUGUCCCUGCUGGGUGCAGGCCUACAGGGCUGGCGGGUGUUGUCGCACUGCCACAAGCUGCUGGCCAGCGUAGGCGCCGCCUGCCACUCGGACCGUGGAGACAGGCCGUCCCACAUCCUGCUGAGCUGCGGCGUGCGCGAGGAAGUGGCGGCCAACGCCUUGAGGCUGAGCGUGGGCAGGAGGACCUCCAGGGAAGACGUGGAGCAGGUGGUGGAGGACCUGGAGAAGGCCGUGAAGCACUUGGAGCAGACGGAGUAAAUGUGGCUGCAACACCCUUUUUGUCAAAGAUGGCAGAAGAACUCUUCUAGUUUGGAUUGUUCCUCCUCCGCCUCCUCCAGAGAGAACUUCAUGUAUCAGGACUCGCUCUCGUACGGUCAAUGGAGAUUUGGAGUCCAGUUGUGGUGGUCGUACAUCUGCAGGAGGUUAGUGAGGUGUGUUCUGGUCGUACAUCUGCAGGAGGUUAGUGAGGUGUGUUCUGGUCGUACAUCUCCAGGAGGUUGGUGAGGUGUGUUCUGGUCGUACAUGUCCAGGAGGUUGGUGAGGUGUGUUCUGGUCGUACAUGUCCAGGAGGUUGGUGAGGUGUGUUCUGGUCGUACAUGUCCAGGAGGUUGGUGAGGUGUGUUGUGCAUCAACAUCCACAAUUAGAAGGCUGGGAUUGACUUUUCUUUCAUUCUAAAUGUGAUUUUUGUCAAUAAAAAUAACAUUUUUAAUAAUGUUCCAGUCUGUGGAACGCUCCCCCUGACCACCUGAGGGCACCACAGACUGUGGAUGCUUUUAAAAAAGGCUUAAAAACCUUUCUUUUUAAAAAAGAACUUUUUUUAGACAUAUGCAUACUAGUUCUAGCUAUUAGGCUGUUCUAGUUUUUAUUUUUAUUUAUUUUUCUUAUCUUUUUAUU
This is a messenger RNA of Entelurus aequoreus (snake pipefish), 2021 nucleotides long. It is a transcript of the gene scly, whose product is annotated as selenocysteine lyase. The record is from RefSeq and is a predicted model, not a curated record. The coding region runs from base 113 to 1384 and encodes 423 amino acids. NCBI's taxonomy places the organism in Eukaryota, Metazoa, Chordata, Actinopteri, Syngnathiformes, Syngnathidae. The transcript is spliced from 12 exons.